AUGGCGCUUCCUCCGGUGGGAACAGGGCUUCCCGCCCACGUCGACGAGGCUCGGCGUCUCUUCCUCUCGCUUUUUCAUCGCGAGGGCCCCCCGUCGCCCCUGCCAGGCUUCGCUCCGCUGUCUCAUAACGCACCUCUUCCCGCCUCUCUUGCCUUUUCUUCUUUCUCUCCUGGGCUUCCGUCCUCUUCUUCGCACGACGCGCAGAGAGGCCUGGCGCAGCUCGAGCCGACCCUUCUGACGUGCAUCAAAAGCCUGAAGGACGCUGAAGAGGCCUUGACCGAGGCGGGUAGACGGUCUCUCUUUCUUUCGCUCUUUGGUGCGGAGGACAGGCGAGGCGAGGGUGACGUACUGGCAGGGCGAAAGGCGUUCCCCGACGGAGGCGUCCCAGCGAAGAGCCUCGAGGAAACCGACGGCCUGAUCGGCGCAAUAAGCAAAGCCGCGCUUCUUCAAGAACCGCCUCUCCUUUCCACUGCCAAGCGAAAAGGCCUCGAACUCUGCCAGCUAGCCGUUGCGACCUUUGGUGGGGUGUACAUACACCCGAGUGCGAUUCCCCGCAUCCAGCAAUCCUGUCUGCAUCUCUUCCGUGUCGACAGUUCUCAAAACGUGAAGCGCGAAGCCUUGCUGCUGCUGAGAGACACGCUCUUCGCAGUCGUCUCAGCGGCGUCUCUCCGCGCGUCGGCACCUGUCUCGUUUGUCUCGUCUGUCUCCUUUUCGCCGCUGAGGGAGGAUGAGACAGCGCGCUGGCUGGUCGAGCGCGCGGCGCGCACAAACCGAAGCGCAGAGGAAGAAGGACGCGAAAGAGAACAGACGAGCGAGACAGAACAAGAAGAAGAGGACGAGGAAGGAGAAAGAGACGACGGGGGGCUCUGUCAAGGAGGAAUGAGAGGCGAAGAUGACAUUGAAAGGAGAAUUGAUUUGCCGACGCUCCUUCGGCAAGUCACGGGCGAUCUCCUCGAGAGGAAAAAAACUCUCGGCUCUUCGGUCCUGGCAGCCGCUGUUCUUCUCCUGGGGAGUCUGUCGUAUCUGUUUCCUUCCUUCUUCGUACGGCACCCCGGUUGGCGCGCUGACCUUUUGCAGAUCUUCGUACAUGCGUUUCAGCCCAGCGAGACGUCUGGGAAGCCUCUCGAAGAGUCCCUCCUCCAGGCUGCGCUCGAGGCUCUCCGAUAUUUCUUCAAACGCCACGCCUCCUGCUUCUUCGCUCUGGCGCGCCGUACUCGCCUCGCCCUCUACGCCUCUGUCUCGGUCCUCGCUUCUCCCGACUCUCUUCUUUUCUCUUCACCCUCCGAGGCAUCCGCAGCUGGACAACGGCGACUCGCGGCGAGAGGACUGGGAACGGAGGCUGCAGCGGACGCAUGUGCCGCGCAUGCCAUGCAAGAAGGGGGUAGCCUCAGAGCCUCGUCUCUGGCGUCGUCGUCUCCGGGCUUGGUGUCUGGGGGAUCCUCGACUGCCGCGUCUCUUCCGUCGACUGCCUUCCGCGUUUCUGCGCGUUUGUCGCCUGAGGCGCCUCUUUCUCUGGGGGCGAGGAAGGCGACAAAUCUGUCCAUCCAGCUCGCCGGCCUUCGGCUUCUCCAAGCGCAUGCAGACCUUUUUCUGGAGGGACUCGUUGAGGAUGUAGUCUCUGGAGAGGCCAAGCGGGCGAACCUCCCCCAGGAGGACCGAGGACUGAAAAAGGAGAGGACAGCUGCAUCCGCAAAGGAGAGUGCUGAACCAGGAAUGCUCUCCUUUCUUCGCCACCCUGACAGAUUCUCCACGCUGCUGUCUACAGAAAAAGGAGGCAAGGACCAGGUCCACGCACGGACGAGAUGCAUUCUCGACCGUCUCCUUUCUCUCGCGACUGAGGGGCGAUCGAAUCCGCGCCUUCGCGCGGUCGGUCUCUCUGCUCUCGAGGCAGUGAUUCAGAGUCUCCUUCGUUUUUCGUUUCGGUCUCCAGAGAUCUACCGGACGGUGUCUCCGGCCUUCCAAGCCGCAGCGCCUCGCCACAGUCUUCAUGGAAAGGAGGAGAGCCAGAGAGAGGGCGAGGGAGAGAGAUUGAAGGAAGACGCAAGGUUUGAACCUGCGCUGGAGUGUCUUGAGUUCUCGGAACACGAUCGUGCCGCAAGCAGGCAACGCCUCCAGCGCCUUCUUUUCCAAGUUUGUCGCGGUCUGCUUCUCGCCUCGCGGGCCGCCUGCGGAUUCAAAAGACUAGCGAUCUUCGCUCUCGAUACUGAGGAAGUCGCCGCCGUUCUCAGACAGUGUGCUGUCUACGGACGUCUGUUGUCGCUCCUCUUGAACCCGGCAGUCUCUUCAUGCGGCCUCUCCUCGCCCUCUUCUCCUCAAUCGUCUUCUUCUCCCCGUUCUUCUUCUCCCUCGUCUUCUCCCUCGUCUUCUUCGUCUGCUUCUUCUUCUUCACCUCGCUCCUCCUCAUCUGUUUCGUUUUCUCGUUCUUCCGUUUCGUCUCGUUCAUCCCCCUGUGCCGUCUCGUCAUUGUCGUCAUCCGCGGCUUCUGCGCUGUUCCAAGAAUGGAGUCUGUGCGGCAUUCCAGAUGUCUCGGCCGUACACCUGGGCUUUGAAGGCGCGGCGCGGCUCCUCCGCGUUUCGCGGUUCCUCCUCUCGGAAAUAAAGAUUCCUCCGUCUUCGCGAAAGUCCUUUUCUCUCCAAGAUUCUGCCGCAGGGGCUGACACAGCGGCAAGCAGAGACACCCUGUCCCUGGUCAUGGUUGGCAUGCUCGCGAAGCACGCGCCGUUUCUUGUUCUCGCCGCCGCGCGUCUGCUUUGCGGCUUUUUGCAGCCGCUCGUCCGCGAACGGGAGGCGACAGGAGGCGGAAUCGUGGAAGGACGAGGAGACACAGACACGCAAGGCGAGGACAGGAAAACGAGAGAAGACGCGGGGGGCUGUCCACGAAAGUGGGGGACGACGCGGUUCGAAGCCAGACUCGAAGACGAAAACAAAACGGUUCGAGAAGAAGUUCGAGAAGAGAGCCGAGAAGUUCGAGAGCAAGGAAAGGAAACAUUUCCCCGAUGCACGGAGAAAAGAUUAAGAGAGAGGAGGAGUCUGCGGAGGCGGAGACGAUACAGAGAAGCCGUGGUGACUCGUGCGGCAAAGAAGCUCUGGGGAACCCUGGCCGAAACCACGCGCCGGCUGGUUCGCCUGUUUAUUCAAACGGACGCGCUCUACACGUCUCCCGAGAAAAAAGAACACAUCAGUCGAGCCGUUGCGGCUGCAUGCGCCGCGCUAGCGAUGGGGCGCUGUCUCGAGGAGGCACGAACGGCUGACGCAGCAAGGACAUGGAGAGAAGAGGAAGGAGAAAGAGGCGAAAGGGAAGGAGGAGAUGAAGGAGAAGAAGGAGAUGAAAGAGACGAAGGACACAGAAAAGGAAGCAGAGAGGAAGAUGGCGAAGUGGGAAACAAGAGGAAGAGAGUCGGGACGACAUUGCAGGGAGGAGAGGACUCAUUGAGGAAACGGCAGAAGACGGAAGAGAAGCAAGAAGUGAGACUGCGAGAGGAAGUGGAAGAACGUGAACCAGAGGAGGCAGAAACGGAAGCGGAGGACGAAGAAGAGGGAGGAGAAGAGGAGGAGGGAGAAGAAGAGGAGGAGGGAGAAGAAGAGGGAGAGGGAGAAGAGGAGGGAGAGGGAGAACAAGAGGGAGAGGUGAGAUUGUCGGCUGGUGAGCUUCUCGCGGUGGUUGUUGAGGAGACAGUUCUCCUGGGCAUUGACGGAGGCGGGGAACGUGGAAUUGUGGAGGAAGAAGCGACCGCAUCUGCCCGCCAGCGACUUGGAGACGAAGAAGGUGGCCCGGGAGAAGUCGAAGAGACGGUGCAAAACGACGUUCGCUUCAGCGGCGAUGAGGGAAACGUGAGGGCGAUUGGGGAGCUCUGGAGACGCGCCCUUGUCGCUCUCGAAUCAGAGGACAGGGGCAAGUUUAUUGCCUUCAUUCCCGCUCGCCUCGCGGAGGAAUCGCCUGGAGAAGAAGACAGCGGCGUCUCCUCUUUUUGGGGCUCGAAGGCGAGAGAGGCUGCCACCACGAGGCAGAGAGUGCGAGUUAAGUGCAAGGAAAGCGAUCAGCGAGAAGCAGGCAGAAGAGAGCUUGAAGACAUUUCCAGAGGCGGAGGACCGGAAGGGCGGGAAAGGGGCGAGCUGGCCUUUCGCUUUCCGCCGUGUUCUGUCCCUUUCGAUUCGCCUCUCUCGAUACCUCAGCAGGUAGCAGACAGUCUCCUUCGCUCUGUCCUCGCCGUGUACCGUCUCGCCCUGGGGGCGGUUGGCCUUAUCAACCGCACGCAGGAGGAGUUGUCCCGGCAGUUAAGAGAGACAGUUCUCUCUUCCAUUUCUGCAGACGGACCAGCGGCGUCUUGUGCAGAAGACAGCGCCUCUCUCUGCGUUUCCCCGUCGUCUUUUCUUCCGGCCUCCUCAGUGUCCUUCGACGCGCAGGCUUCGCUCUAUGCGCUCCACGCGAAAGAGGGGACUGCAGGCACUUCCACAGAAGGCGGGAGAGAGAAGAGACAGAACCGAACGACUGGAGAGAAUGACGAAGGAGAGGGAGAAGGAGAGCAAGAAGAAGAGCCAGACGAGGACCACGACGCGGGUUUUCCCUCCGCAACAUCGACACGAGCAGCCGCAACUGUCUACGCCACGGCAGUGGUGGAUCGACAAGCGACAGGCAACGAGGCAAUUCUCGCGCGUGUGGCUUUGCUUCUUCAGCGCGCCUUCGCGGACGACGCAACACUCUUUCCCCUGCUGCUCCCGUGGGCCGCCGCAUUCGUUUCUUCAGCUACCACAGCCCUCUCCUCUGAGGACAGUUUCUCUCCGCUGUCUUCCCCCGGCGCUCUCGCCGUUCUCCAGUCUUUUCUUCUUGCCUGGAAGGAAGCCGAGAGACGUGCGCCGCCCAUACAGACGGCCCGCAACCACAGCGAACACGAGCAAACAUGUCUCGGCAUCAACUCGCCUUCUUCUCCCUCUUCUUCUCCCUCUGCUUCGCACGUUAUCCGCUCAGGGGCUUCGGCCUCGGCUUUUAUUUCUGGUUCGUCGUCUUUGCAUCCCUCUGUUUCUCGCUCGACUCGAUUUUCCUCCAGACGUUCAGCGGGUCGCGUCAGCGCCGCCUGGCGUGCAUGGCAUGCGUGGCGUGCGUCGGUGGAACGACAAAUGAGCGAGUUUUGGGUGGAGGUUGCGGGCGCAUGCAUCGAAGCGGCGACGCUAGCUGCUGGUGACGAAGGCGAGACGGCGGGGCCGCUCGCAAAUGCAGACUCGUCGGAAGGCGCGUCUGUGCGGGGACCGGUCUCUCUUCUUCUUGCAGCACCACCAGCGGUGCUUCUCGAGCAGCUUGCGCUUCUCCGGCUCCUGCUUCCACGCGCCCUCGUGGAGGGACUCGCAGAUGCGACGCUCGCGGAAGAGGCACUGUUGCUUCUCGAGCAAACGCUGGCCGCCAUCGAAACCGCGGCGCAAAUCCGGGCUGCGCCCGCACUUCCCUCGUGUGUUUCUUGUACGUCUUCUCUUUAUCCUGUCUCCUCUCUUGUACUCCCCUCCGGCGCCUCGUCGCCUUCUCCCACUUCUCUGUUUGGUUCGCGUGGAGCCUUCGCAUCUUCGCCUUCUGAUUCAUCUUUGAAUGAUUUGCUGGCUUGUUUCCAAGAUCUCGUGAGUGCGCUGCUUCCUCUUUUGAGACCGUACGUCGUCGCCGCUGCAGCCGGCAGUCGGACGGCUCCACCUGAAGAGAAAGGAGGAGAGAACGCAGGCUCCCUGCGCCGUAGGUCUAGCAGCCGAAUGUCCUCUCUCUCGCGUUCGUCUCUCGCGUCUUCUGGCGUCUUGGCAUUCACGACUCGACGAGGCGGCAGCAAAGUGUCGGGAGGCCGAACGGGCGGAGACCCUGCGGCGAGGGUCGGAGCGGGGACACAAACUUUGCAAGCUCGCCGCCGCGAUUCGGCAGAUCCUAGAGUGGCGAUAGGUUUGCGGAUUUUGCGGUUUCUAAGCGAUGCGGGCAUCCCGCUCAUAGAUGAGACUGACCUCCCAGGAAGAGAAAAGACACCUUCGGACGAACUAGUUCCCGUGGUCCCCGUAGGCUGCACAGAAAAAGAAGAGACUGAAACGCAAAAGCCGGAGGCGUCUCUCAGUCUCCGUGCGUCGCUCGCCCUCAUUCAAACCGACCAGCCUCAGUUGGCUUCCUGUUUCGCCUUCAGCCUUCAUCGUCUUUUUCAUGUCCCUCUGGAGGUCUUCUCGCCUUCCGUGGAGCUGUCAGGAGGACGGGCUCCGCAGCCCAGACACGCCGACUGGAAGCUGCAUGGCCUCGCAACGCUGCGCUUCGACGACCUCCUGUCCAGGGUAUGUACAGCUGCGUUAGGCGCCACGGAUCGCCAGCAUCGGGCUACCGCAUGCGAACUUCUGUUUGUGUUCCUCUCCUACGUUCGGGGACAGGCGGCGCGUCUUCUGGCCUUUCUGAGAGACGCAGAGACGAGAGAGCGGGAUCAGAUUCCUCUGGGCGGUCGCCCGCAGCCGACGACGCAAGAGGGAAAUCGAGACGAUUCAGACGACCUUCGCACACAGCAGAGAAUCUGUCGACAGCUGGUGGCCGCGGUGUAUCGGCACACAGUGCCUACCCUUCUUCGCCUCUGCAGCGAAACGAAACGCGACGCCAUUCCCAGAAACUGCCUCUUUCCACUGCUGUCACAAAUCGCCGCGGAAGUCGCCCAGGAGAGCUGCACAUGUUGGGACGUUGAAAAUGGCCUCGAUGAAAGGCUUCUGGCCAUCGAGUCCGUUCUCUUCAGCGCGCUGACGGCCCCGUCGUCGACACCGUCUCUCCGUUCCUUAGCAUCUUUCGUCUUUUCGUCCCUUCUUCUUCAUCUCAUUCAAAUCGCCUUCACCAGCCCCGCGGCUCUCUCUCCUGCUUCGGCGUCCUCCGCUCCCUUUUCUCCUUCCUCCUGUCUCCAAGGCCAGUUUUCGUGGGGACACGCACCCCCGGCGACAGCCGCAGCACGCGACGUGGCGUCUGAGGCGUUUGAAUUGCAUGCAAAAGCAAAGCGAGCAGCGAUCGCGGCAGCCUCGCUCGCAGUGUGCGCGUAUCUGCUUCAGCGUCUCAAACUCGCCCUGUCGCUUCCGUCCCCCGCCGCGCGUCUGGGAACUGCCUCAGUGCUCUCUCGUCUUCUCCCCGUUUUCCACUUUCUCGCAACAAAUGCGGACGGCGAGUCGCAGCCUGCCGUUUUCCGCGACUUCUUUGUGACGAGGCUUCCUGACUGGCUUGUCACCGUCCUCGCGGCUCUCUCGGCGCGAACCCGCCGAGACGCGAGGGCCGACGGGACAGCGGAGACACCCGACGAGACCGGCCAGGACGCGCUCCACACGCCGUGGGAAGGGGCCAGGAGGACGAGGCCGCAGACUGGAGAAGCGUUGCAGGCCGAAUCAACUGCUCGACGGGAAGGCGCCGAAUCUUGCCCAACACGCGUUGCUGGGAAGGAAAGAGGAAGAAGCGAGGAGAAAAUCCCGAGUCGAGAAGCGGCAGAUCACAGGCAAGAAACGGAGAGGUCGAGUGCAACCGAAGGCGAGAGAGCGAGUUCAGACGCGCGCCGACGCGGACGGAUGAAAACAGUCGACUUGCAGUGCGACGUUUUCUUCAGCGAGACGGAGACAGAGAGACAGCAUGCAGACCGGACAGAGCGAGAGGGAAGAAUGGGGAAGAGGCGUACGCCACGCGACGGGAUGCCUGCGAGCUUCGAGAAAGCGCAGGAACAAGGUGUUAGAGAAGGCGUCCUUUCUCUUCGACGGAAACUGGGGCUGCAAAGAGCCUUCGAGCGAUCUCUGGCGCCCCUCGCAGCCGGGAUGGCGUCUGCGCUUGUGAGCCGGCAGACGCUGAGAGAACUCGCUUCUGCGGAAAAGGGAGAAAGCGACAGCCGAGGUCGAACAUCUGGAUGCCCUCAAGACACCAGUGCAGGCCGAGCCGGACCUGCACGUGGAGACGGAGCGACCGCCUCGGCGCGAACCGGAGCCGACAAGCUGGGUCGCCUGACGGGCGCUCUCUGGACAUACGCAGUGGGCGAACCCUCGAGAGCCUGCGCGUCGAUCGCCCGCGAGACGCUUCUCCAUCUGGAAGCUUUUAUCGAGGGCGAGGGUUUGCAGUCGCUGCGGCUGUCUCCAGAGACACCCUGUGAAGUCGCGGACACCUGCGGCGGAACCGCAUCGGGGCGAGCCUUGGUCGGAAGAGAUCUACGUCGAUGGCCGACAAAAGCGACUGCGCUGCGAACGCUCGAAUCCGCGAUGCUGGAGUGUCUAGGGAGCGCGACGGAAGCCGGAACCGACACGGAUGUAAAUCAUGGACCAGUGAACCCACCUGAUAGUCUCUCUUCUUCUCCUUCCUUUUCUUCUCCUUUGUCUCGUUCUUCGAGUCGGUCUUUUUCGACGCUGUGGUCGACUCUCACUGCAUUCGCCGCCGCCAUGGAGGCAGGCGCCUGGCUGCUGGCCGUAGGCUGGCUCUCUCCUGCUGACCUCGUCGAGUCGGAAACCGGCCGCGCUCUUCUCUCAGUCACACGGGUAUGCCUCUGUGCUGCUCCGCCUGCAGUCGCCUCUCCUUCUUCGUCUCUUUCUUUCUCUUCCAGUGGGUUUUUGGCUUCUCUCGACGCGUGUGCGUCGACUGGCGCCCGCGAGGCUGGCGACGUGGCCCGAGCUGUUGUCCAUGGUUUCGCGAGCUCCUGGGGCCUCUCUGGGGCUCUCGUCGCUUCUCGGCGGUGCGGUCCGUCUGAGGCGCGCUUGCUCGUCGAGGCGAGAGGAACUGUCUUUUCAGCGGCUCUUCAGACUGCGCUUCUGCAACAGUCGCCUUCUCCGCCUCUUCGUUCGGAGUCUCCGUUUUUGUCGGCGUCUUCUGCGCGGAACUCAUCGGCCUCGGACAGGCAGACCUCCAAUCUAGAGGGAGUUCCCGGCGGGGCGAGAAAGCCCGCUGCGGCGGCGCACUUAAGAGAGAACACGAAUGGUGCAAAAGAGGGGGAAAAAGGAACUGAGUCCUCCCAGACCGAGGAGACGAGACGCCAGGAGACACAAGAACGGAGGGAAACAACGGAAGUCGGCCGAGAGAGAACGUCGUGUGAAUCAGUUUCUGCGCGAACUGCCUCUGCGGCAUUGGCGGCAUGGCCGAGUGGUUCGAAAGAGGGUACUGUGCAUUUGUUUGCGAACCUUUUCGGCGUGAUUCUCGCCCCCAAGAGAAGUAUGUGUCUUCCUGCAGAAGGCCCGCUCCGGCAACUGCUUCUGCGCGACGCGCUCACUCUGAGAAAGCGUCUCAUUGCAAGGACAGAUGAGGAAUGCAGUGCAGCGCGACCGCCACCUGGGAAUCUGGCAAGAAGGCCGAGCAAAGUUGGAGAAGGAAGGGAAAAAGAAGACGACGCACGCCAAGACUCAAGGGAACUGGACAGGCAAGGGAGAGGCCAGAAGGAAAGACGCCGCCAGCGACUAGAACACAAGGACAGAGCGAGAGAGAAAACGGCUCCAGGAGAAGAGAGAGAAGAAGAGAGAAGAGAAGAGGGAGAACAAGAGAGAGAAGAAGAGAGAGGAGAAGAGAGAGGGUGCCAAACGGUGGACGUGUUGGAACUGCAGGCGCUACAGCUCUGGCUGGCGAGAAAUCCUGAGUUUGAUCUUUUUCGCCUUUUUCUCGAGAGGCCACGCGGGUUUCUGUUGAGGAACAGUCGAGCGAGACGCCCUUUUUCUCCUGCAGAUUCGGUGGAAAGAAUGGCGCGCAAACCGCGUUUUUUUAGCGAGGAAGGAAAACUCGUAAACGAAUGGAAACAGACGCGCAGGGCUGCCAGGAGAGAAGACGCGUCCUGCCUGUCGCAAAGCGCAGGAACAGAAUGCGAGCUACCUGAACACUUCCCGGAGACGGACACCACACUCCACGAGAGAAACACCAAGGACGAGGACAGAAGGACUGUUUCCCUUCUGGGGGAAUCCUCGUCUCUUCAAUACAGAGGACAACCCAACGUUCUCGACGAGUUCCUUGAAUCUCUCGCUCGUCCGCCAUCUUCGGAUUUUCCGUCAUCCCUGUCCCCUUCCUUUUCUUCUCCAUUUUCUUCUCUGUGUUUGUCUACGUCUCUUUCGUCGCCUCCGCAGGCUGCGGCGUUGGGCGUCGCCGAGGCCGUGGCGGCGUUCGCGUCGUGGGUUGAGGGUGUCGAGGCUCUUGCCGGGGACGGAUUCUUUUUUUUUGAAGCUUGCUCACGCGGAACCUGGCUCUGGACAUGCGGGGAGUCUCUGACUGGGAGAGACGGAAAGGGCGGCAUGCCGCGUUCUUCAGAAUCUCCGACUUGGGUGCCUCCAACCGGGCGCGCGUCGGGUCUCGCGGCGCCUGCGCCAGGUUUGUGCUUGGCCCUCGCAGAAGCCGUGACGCAUGCACUGGUAGAAAGGCGUGCAGGGCGGUUUGGGGGGAAAGUCGAGACUGCCUCGGGCGUAUGGACACCUGCGGAAGCGGUAGUGGUUCGUGAAUCGACGCAAGUGCUGGCCCUUCGUCUCCUUCUGCUUUUGCUCGCCUCGCCGUCGCUUUCCGUCACAGGCAGACGCGGGCGCGAAGGGAAGGCGGAGGUGGACGAGACCGGAAGGAAAGUCGAAGGGAGGGCGCAGGACUCUCGGAAUCCAGGAGACCCAGGGGGAGGAGAAGGGGAGAGGGGAGGCCGGGAAAAAGACCGGGAAGGAGAGAGGCGGGCCGAAGGAAGGAAGGCGCGGGAGACGCACGUCGGCGCGCGAAUUGGGAGCUGCCUCUUCCUCCUCCUUGCGGCUCUGCCAGCCGGCACCUUUUCCGCGCUUUUCUCUCUCUCUGCCCCGACUGAGGGAUCUUUUGGGACGACACCCCGCUCUCGGCUUUUGUCUCUGUUGGCGACGCACGCAGAAAGUGCGUUCGCGUGGUGCGUCAGCUUCUCGCGUCGGACGUCUCCCGACUUGGCCUGCCUCUCGCCUGCUGCGUUGAGGGCGGGGAGGCGAAACUCCUCGUCGUUUCCUUCGCGUGCAUGCCUUCGGAGGGACUUCUCGCCCCUUCUCGCGCGCGGCUUUCUCAGCUGCCUCCACCGCCUCACAGGCCGCGUCCGAGAAAGCUGCGCCGCUCGUGGUCCCGCGACGCCGGAGACAGGAGACGGGUUCGAAGGAGAGCAAGACGUGGAAGGACCAGGGACGAACGCGCGCGACACAAGGAAAGAAGGGCAACCCAGCGAGGAGGCGUUGCUCGCGCAUGCGCUCCUCGUAGGUCUGUCGGUGUGGCAGCUUGAGACGACCUGCCUCGGGACUCGAAGCGCGAGGACGGACGCGCAGGAGACUCUGAGAGGAGAGGAGCGGCACGCGUCAGACCACGAGAGCGCACAAGUGGACCAGGAAGCCGCAAAAGAAGAACAUGCGGAGGAAGGCGAGGGCGAGAAACAAAGUUUGAAAAGCCCUACGAGAUGGGCCCCGUCUCCUGAUGUCGGCAUGGCGCAUCCUGCGUCUGUCUGUUUACAUGCGUCUCUAUUCCGUCCGCUAGGAAAUCUGUUGCAGUCGGUAAGCUCGUGGACGCUCUUCCUCUCUCGUCUUCGGUCCUCCCCGAGAGUCCUUGAGGCGCUUCUGGCCCUGGCGCGCGCGUCUGCCGCCUCGUCGCCAAACACCCAGCCUCUGUCGGGUGGCUCUUCGGCCUCGUCAGGCUUCUCGCCCUCGUCUUCUCUCGGGGACAUCCCCAGCUCGGGAAGGUCCGCAGUCCUUAUUGCAGUCGGCUGCCUCCUCUUCAAUGCUCAAACGCUUCACACGCUGCUCUCUGAAAGAACGGGAGACUAUCGUUUUGCUGGCACCUCAUCCCCGCCUUCCUCUUCUUCGUCGUCUGCGCCUUCAUCAUCUUCGUCUUGUUCCUCAAAUGCUUCUUCAUCUUCCUUCUCUUCUUCCUCACUUUCUCCGUCUGUCCCCUUUUCUUCUUCGUCUCCGUCCCCGUCGCUAGCUGGGACGAACUUUGACGACGCAGAGGAGACGAUGGAUGAGGAGGACUCGCGAAGGAGCGCGGCGAGUGAGAGCCGUGCGAGAGGGAAAACACUCGGCGAAAUGCGCCCUCCGAUCCACGCUGCAGUUGGCCGGUUUCUUCAGCUGAUCGAUGUGUCGGUCGCCACGCACUUCCCGCUGACCUCGCGCGAGUUUGGCGAUAUGCUGACGGCGCGAACGCGCUUGGAGGCCUGCCGCAUGCGAAGCCUGGCGAGGCUCUUGGGUGUGCUCAGAAAACGUUUGAAAAACAAACUCGAAGGGAAGUCUAGCGAGAGGGAAGCGCCUGCGGCUGCGUCACGGCAGGCCGCCGAGGCCGAUUUCGUUUUUUACCUUUUUCUUCUGCAUGCAAUGAUGAGAAUGGCUGUUGACAGCAUCUCUUUUCUGAGCCCCUGGAAGCAGCGCAUGGAUAGCGAAGACUCCGCAGAUUUGUCAGCGAUGGAAAGCCUCGUGCGCGCACAGAAAAACCUCGGCGCGAUCCAGCUCUUCGAGCGGGUUUUUGCCUCCCUUGCGGAGCGCGGGCAUCUCCUCCAGGCCUCGGUCUUUCACUUCCUAAGAAGCCUCGUGCGUCGCGCGUCGUCGGCACCUCUUCGCGUCCGAGCAUCGCUUCUCCUCCUCUGCAUUUCAACCUUCCUCUCAACCCCCUACGGGUUUUGCCCACACGUCGUUCCGUCACCUUCUUCUCCAUCUUCGUCUCUGUCUCCUUGCUCGCGCUUGUCCUUUUCUUCGUCUCGGCGAGGGCCCGAUGUCUGCCGGCUUCCUCGCGACGAGGGCGAGGCGCAUUUGCGGGUGACUCUCAUGGAGAGGGUGUUCCUUCCGCUUCUUGUCCGUGAACGCAACGUCCACUUUCUGGUGUUUCUCUGGAAAACCUUGACGCCUGCACUUCUCUCUCUGGCCGCGCUCCCGGGUGUCCACGCAGCUCUGGCGAACCUCCCUGACUCCGGAGGGACCGGCCAGUCUUCGCGCGCCCCCAGUGACGCCGGCGAUUUCCCUGCGCUCGUGUGCCAGGCCUUGCAGGUUACAGAGCAAGCCACACGACUCUUGGGAGUUCACCAGCGACCGCCAAGCGCGUCGGACGGCCCUGACGACUCUGGGAGACAGCGCACAAGUCACGCGGAGGACGCGCAAAGACGCGCGGCGUGCGUCGCUCUCAGGUGGGCAGUCGAAAGAGCGGCUGUCGCUCUUGGCGUCUUCGAAGUGCUUCUCUGCGUCACGCCGGCCGGCGUCUUCCGAACGGAAGUCGCUCUCGCGCUUUCGCCUUCUCUCACUUCGCGAUCCGCCACUGGAGGUGACAUUGCCCCCCAAAAGGCAAGGGAAGCCGCCGCUUUGAGUCGGUUUCUUGCCAAGACCGCGAAUGCCGCCAAAACGUUCCUCGUGGCUUCGCAUCUCUCGCCUUCUCUGCUCUCUCCACAAGCUGACCCUCCUUCUCUUUCCGCUUCCUCUUCUUCACCUUCUUCCUCUUCUUCUUCUGCUCCACCUUCUUGUUCGACUUCGGUUUCUGCUUCUCUUUCGGCGCAUGCGCCUUCGCUCGAGACGUUGAUCUCGCGCUUGCGUGUCCGCGGGUUCGGCUGCCUGGUCGCGGUGAUUUGUGCGACGCAGACCAAUCUUCGCGUGUAUUCUUACUUCCUCUUCGACUCGGCCCAGUGGCCUCUGCUGUUGGCCUCGCCGUUUUCCCGCGCAGAGAUGAAGCGCGGGGCCUGUCUCCUCCGGCGCGAGAAGCGGCGCGACGGAGAGGAAGGCGGCGAGCGAUUGGCAAGGCGCGAAGAGACAGGAGAGGGACUUGAGGAUGAUCUCGGCUCGCAGGGGACAAGGCGACAAAGGCCGGUUUACUCCCUGGCUGUUGAAGACGAAGACAGCGGAAAAGAGGAGGAAGACGAAGAGGAGUCAGAUGCUCGAGGAGUCUGGUUUGGAGAAGGAGACGACCGCAGCGAGAGAGAGAUGCCGAAGCGGCGGGGGUUCGGAGGCGAACGAGGCGAGCGCGCGGAGGCGCACGAGCAGGAAAGAGGUACUCGCCACGGGGAAAGUGACGGCGAAGAUGAAAACGGAAGGUCAUGGAUCUUCCAACAGAAACGGGGAGGACGCGCCACAGAUCUGUUCGACUUCGUCGAUGCAACACAUGCGGCUGUCGCCGCCUCCCCUGGGACAUGUGGGGUGUCUCUUCGCUCUCGUGGGUUGGCGGAUGCAUUUCUUGCUCCGAGCGGCUUCGAGAGACCGCGAGCUGGCCGACGGCGUCAGGGCCGAGGCAGAAACGAGGGGGGAGACGGCGCCAAGAGGCGCUUCGAAUCGAGUGGGAAUAUCCUGCUUCGAGUCUCCCAGCGCGAGGCUGUAGCUGCGGUCAACCGGUCACUGUCGGCAAGCUUUUUCGCUUCGGUCAGCAGCGCAGCAGCUGCGAACGGAGACGGAGGAGAAUGGCGAGACAUGGACCGACCGACAGCCGAGGCCGGAGCGGCAGAAGGGAACGACGACGCUUCGCUCUUCUGCGCAAGAAUGUUUUCAAAGCUCUCUCAACUCGGGUCGGAGAUCGCGUCCUCGGCCCGCAACAGAGAGGCGGAGAGCGUUGCUCGUCGCUUGAGGGCGGCGGCGAGGAGGGAAGCAGAACGCGGGAGAAGAAGGCCGAGAGAAAAAGACGAGCGCGAGGAAGAGGAGCAUGCAAAGAGGCUCGAUGACAGCCUGCUUCGCCAGGCUAUGCUCGGCUACGCAGGUGUCUGUCGUGAGACAGCGGCAGGGGCGUCUGGAGUAUCUUCGCCGAAGCGACAAGAAUAUCUCGAAGAUGACUUCCUAGACCGCGCACCUCUCCUCCCGCUUCUUCUGCGCCUCAUCGACGUCCUCCUCGUUCGCUUUCCGCCUUCGCAUCCCGCCGACUCAGGCGAACUUCUUUCGCUUCUUCACCUUUGGAUCCAGGCAACGCACGAAAGCCCGUCGUCGCUAUCCUCUUCUCUACCGUCUUCUCGUCCUUCUUGCCCUGCUUCGUCGAAGGCAGCGAGUGCGGAGUGGAGAUGGUCUUUGCGACUCUUGGUUCUUCGUGUCUUCCAGUUGAGAGGCGACGCCCUGACGCCCAUCGCCUUAGAAAAGGGGAGAGAGAAGAGCCUCGUGGAGUUUGCGCUAGACACCUGUCUAGACACCCGGUUUGCGGUCGACGGACUCCUGCACUAUUUGCUGAGUGUCUAUUUGAGACUCCUCGCGCUGCUCUUCCAUCGUUGCGACUUCCUGCUGUCUCUCAACGGGUUUGCCUCGCCUUUUCCGCCCUCGGCCGGAAGCGCGGAGAACCUCUCCCCCGACCUCCCAGCCGUCCUCGUCUUUCCUGGCCUCCGCCUGUGGCGGUUUCUGCUGUACGUACACCCCGACGCGCUCGCGUACACCGCGGCCUUCCGGCGCACCGGCUUCGCUCUCGCAGGCAUUCUGCUGACGGCGCCUCAAGGCAGGAGGUGCUACCGAGACAUUGUGACAGCGAGGCCGCUCCAGUUCUUUUCCCUCCUGGCGCAAGCCCUCGACUUCCCCUCUCUUCCCGUGGCGCGGCAAGCUGCGACUCUCGCGGUAGCUCUUCUCACUCUCCCGCCCCCGGUUUCCUCUGCUCACUCGGCCUCUUCGUCGUUCUCUGCAACGCAGCUGGAUCGGCUGCGCAACGCACAGAGGCUCCAGGGCCAGAACGUCGUUCUGCUGCUUCAGAUCCUUUCCAAAUUCUCAGAGAUGCUGGCGCACGAAAAGGCGCUUCUUCGAGGCGAGCGCGUUUCGAUUCUUGGCGUGCCUCCCUCGCUCGCGUCCCGCGCCUCCUCGCCUUCGUCUUCCGCUUCUCUCUCGUCUUCCACUUCUCCCUCUUCUUUACCUUCUUCUUCUGCGAGAGUUGUGUCUGAGAGCGUGUAUCGCUAUUUCUACGACGGACGUCUCUUUUCGCUUCUCGCGGAGUUUCUUCCGCACCUGCCGCUCUUCUUUUUGGGCCCGAAUACCCGAGAAGCGCCGGCCUCCGCGCGGCGUCUCUUUCUCGGCCUUCUCGACCUCGUCACGCCUCUGCAGAAAUCCCUGACGAGCACAGAGGCGGCGGGGACAGGGGCGGAUCGGCGUCGCCUCGACAAACUCAUCGCCCUCCUUCGCAUUCUGGAGACGACGUGCGCCACUCCCAUCCGAGGCGGCCGUCAGGCAAGCGGGGAAGAAGAGCCAGACACCCCAGGGAGCGGAGAGGACGGGAGCGGUCAAGACGCUCGCGAGGAAGCGCAAAUCGCAAGCGAAGCAGAAGACGUGAAGGCGCUGAUUGUUCGUAGCGGCCUGGAGGUCGAGCGCAAGGCCGAAGCGGUGAGGAAGCUGGAGCGCCCGCCGAUGCCCGCGGACGCGACGGCGAGUCCGGAGAGAGACCCGAGCGCGGCAAAGGCUCCACCACUCGGUGACGGGGCGCGCGAAAGAGAAAUCGGAAUCGCGGAGGAAAAGACGGUUUUUGACGAAGACGAAAGCCGAAAGGCGGAUGAGAACACGGAGGCGAACACAAGCGAACCGUGGACAGAUGCGGCACGAGUGGAUGAACUCUUACUCGAGUGGCAAAACCAGCAGAGAGAAGCAACCCUGAGAGCUUUAGGUCCUCUAUGGCCAGCGCUCUUCUCGCAUGCAUCUGAAAGCGAAUCGGCGGCUCUCGCGCCCUUGCACGAGGCCGCAGCGUCGCUCAUCUUCUCUCUCCUUCCGUUCUUCCCUGAGGACCACCCUCCGCUGGUUGCCUGUCUCUCCGAAAUGGCUGCGGCGGCUGACGCGCUCACCAGAUCGCUCGCGUCUUCUGAACGGCCUGUCUCUCUCGCCGCUGUCUCCUCCGCCCCUGUCUCCUCGCCCGCCGCCACGCGCUUCCUCCUACUCCACUUCGACAUCUGCGCGUGGCUCUACAGUCACAGAGAGAGCUACGCAAACAGCGCGUAUGUGCGCGACGUCCUCGUUCGCCAAAUCCCCCUUCCGGACCUGCAACGCCGCCAGAGAAGGUUCUUUUUCAGCCCGCGCCGCCAAAGGCUUCCUGUGCUUCCAACCGCGCCUCUCGAACGCGCAACGGAACUGCUUUCUCACUUCCUCUCUCCAGUCUCGUCUGCCUCCAUGGUUCCGCUCCUCGCCGACGCGAUCGCGACGGCGCCUCAGGCAUUUGCCCGCGGUGUACGUACACCCGCCGGCGACGCCGGAGGGGCUGUUGAGGUGCAAAAUCUCGCUUCCCUUUUCGCUCCUUUCGGCUCGUAUUUUCCUUUCAAAAAUGCAUCCAAUGCCCCGUUUUCAAAUCCUACGGCGACCGCUGCAGAGCCGCUGCAAGAUCGAGGCUCUCGGUUUCCCCGCCUCCUGCCUCUUCCUGCUCCGCCUCAGGCCUGGGCACGUGGAACGCCCCACAGCGCCCGCCUGCGCGCCGAAGUGGGGCGCGUCGUUCACACCCUAUAUCUCCUCCAGAGACUCACGCUGUCUCGCUUCGACAAAGAAGAGAUGCAUGCACGCGUCGGCCAAGCGGCUCCAGCACACCUGCCCUCCUCGGCGGCAUCUGCGCCAGGUGCGAGGCGCCGCAGCGGACAGAAAACACCCAUGGCCGGCCUUCUUCUCACUCUAUCCGCGGCUCUGCCUGCGGUCCUAGACGGCCACUUCCCCGCGGUGGUCCCGCCAGGCCCCGGAUCACCUUUUCAGUACCGCGGAUCCCUUUUAGCGGACGUGUCUGAGGAUUCUGCCGACGGGGCAAGACGCGCUGACGAGGCGAGAGAUGGGGCGGAAGGCAGGGAGGUAGGCGCGGCUGAGGGGGCGAGGACAGGAGAAAACCUGGAGGGGGUUUCGCCGUUCCAGAAGCGACGGAUUGAUCGCGACAACCAUCCAGUGGAUGGGCAACACGCGUCAAUCGCACUGACCCGUUUGCUCGGCGCCUCGCUGAACUUGCGAGAAGAAACGCCGGUGAAGAUGCGCCGAGUUCCGACCGUGAACGGCGACAGCCCGGCCUUCUCGGCGCGGGGUCACGGACCGCGACGCGGUGUACGUACACCCCAAGAGCUGGCACUUUUCCCGCCAGUCACUUGGCAAGACGUUUCCGGAUUUCGUGAGUCCGCGUCAUCGGGUUCCGUUCGGCCUUCCUUCUCCCGGCUCUCUGAAGCCGUCGCCAGUCCGUUUCCCGAUCCCUCGCUCUUGGGCGCUUCCUCGGCUUCGUCGUCUCUGGACUCGCGAUCCACUUGGCAAUUCUCCCACGAUGUUCCCGGAGCUUGCGUCGCGAAGGCAACUGCCAUCGCGAAGCAGGUGCGUCUGUCGCUCGCGCGGCGCCGCGCCGCAGACCGCAGAGAGGCGCAAAGACGCGGCGAGGGAGUCUCGGUUUGCCUUAUUCUGCCCUCGCUCGCGAUGCGCACAAGGCGCGCACAGGGAGCCUUCGCGUCGACUGUCCACGCCGACGAUGAUGCACUUGUCUUUCGGGUGUCUGUCGAGGACGUGCUCGACUGCGUCGGAUGGAUGUGCCGCCUCGACUCGGGAUUUGCUUCGCAGUUCGCUCUGGACGCGCUGCGAGGUCUAUACGAGGCCGCCGUCUCCCCGACAGCUGGUGCUUCGGCACUGGCGGCGGCAGAGGCCUUCGAAGGGAGUGUCGGCCGAGCUCUGGACCUCUGUGGAAGAGCGUUCGCCUCCUGCCACGGCUCACUCCUCUCCCUGCUUUUGCAGCUCGCCUGUGAAUUCAGGCCCUCUGCGAUGUCGCGCUGUCUCUCGCCGUCUGCCGUCUUCGCGUCAGCGGUGUCUGCCGGAGGCCAAGGCGAGAGACACGAGAGCAGGGAGCUUCUCAGCAGCGGUCUCCGCCUGCUCAGUCAGUGCGUGGCAUGUUCGCUCGAGGUCUGGCUUCGACGCAGGCUCCAGGAUCUGCAUGUGUUUUGGUCUGAUGGUGGAACCGCGCGAAGCACUGGACGCGGCGACCGUCCGCCGAAGAAAGGCGGGGAAGGCCGGAGGCGCGAGGACGUUUUCGACAACUUUGGCGGUUUCGAGUCCCUUCUGGACACUCAGGGAGAGGCCGUGCGAAGCCGCAUUUGCGCAGAGGCGGGCGCGCACAUUCGGAGACUCGCCAAGCCGCUCAUUCUCACUUUUCGGCUGUCGAGACACCUGGCAGACGACCCCGGAAGGGACUCGGAGGGGGUGUAUCGACACCAGACGCAGGCGCUGUUGCGAUUUCUGAUAGAUGAAGGCGUCUUCCGACGGCUCGUUCGCCAGGCGCUCGAAUCGUGGGCAGCCGGACAGGUCGAGGAAGGAGAGAAGAUGAUGAGGAACCUGUACGCAGUUCCAGAGAGGCGCCUGCUGCGCUCUGUGGAGGUGGACGAAGAGAGCGAAGAGAGCGAUGAAGAGGGAGAACGGAAGCGAGAGAGGUCUGUGGAGGACACCGAGGAUGACGCCAGGCGCGUUGACGAGCUCGGUGAAAGGCUUCGAGGCGGCGACGACAACGCAGGAGACGAAGAAGCGGCGUGGCUUCUGCGGGAAGUGCAUGUGGCCAGCCUGCAACGGCUCGCCAGGUGGGAAGACAUCUUUGAUCUGUACACUGCGAAAGCUGUCGGCUGCCUGCGUGCGGCGAAGAGUGCCUUCGACGAUUCUUCCUUUUCUCCGCCUUCUGUUGGGGAGGAAGCCUGGCGCGCGAGACAUUGUGAAACGGACAAAAGAGACGACCGUCAGCUUUCUUCGCUGUCUCCUCACGGCGCCCUACACCUGCUUAGGGUGGCAGAUGCUGCGCCUGUGCGCGCAGCCUUGUUUGUUGAACUUCUUCAAAAUCGCAGCGAUGCCUCGGCGUGCCUCGACGACCUCAGCAGCCUCCUCCUGGACAUGCGCGAGCAGGACAUCGCUUCGUUGAUCGGCGCCGAGAACGGCCUCAGCGAUCGCGCGUCUCCCUUUGUGGGCGUUUCCCUUCGACAGUCGCCUCGGCUUCUUCUUCUACUCGCGAUGCAUCUUCUCCAGCAGCGCUCGGGGAUUCCUCCUUCCUGUCGACUGUGUCUCUCGGAACGCCUCCCCACCGCGCUCCUCCCGGUCCUCGCCGAAGCAUUUCCGUCCCCCUGGCGCGGGGCUGUCGCCGCUUCUUCCCUCGCUCUUCUUCGCCUCGCGCGCGACGCCGAACGGCUUCUUCUCGCCUUCUCGUCCUCUGCAGUGUCGCCGUUUCUUCCCGGGAUUUGGUCCCUCGUGGGGACACCUGUUCUCGCGGCUCGGCGCCCUCCUGCCGCCGCGCUGUCUCCGCUCGCCCUCUGUCUUUCCCACGUCUUUUCUCCGUUUGUGGCAGACUCGCCGGCGUCGGCCGCCUCGCGAUCCCCGCUCGGUGCGCUGCUUUCCUUCCAGCGUGGACCCGAUCUGUCGCCUCGAAGCGGAUCGCUCGGCCUCGCCGAUUUAUGUGACCAGACGCUGGCGGUUGUUUCGUGUCUCCAGGCGCUUCGCGUCGAAGAGGCGCAAGACAGAGACUUCACGCGAGACGCGACGCGGGCUGGGGACGCGCGGAACAGCCGAUCCCGAUCCGAGGCGAGAAGGCGACAUCAGCUUCAUACAGAAAAGGGGGAAGAAGAACUGGAAGCGAAAGAAGAAAGGGGAGACGGGAGUCCUCCCUCGCUCGUUUCUUCGUGUCUUGCUUUCGUUACUGCAUGCGCGGCGACUUCUGCGGCGAGACGCCUCGCGUGGGGAGGGUACCUCGAGGCGAGCAGUGAGAUGAUGAAGGCGAGUUUGCACAAGCAGAGAGAGCGGGUGGCGGCGAUCGACGAGGCAGAGACGCGCGCGGUCGCAGAGCCGAGACAGCGGGGCUCCGAGCCUCCAAACAGUUGCCUGUUCGCUUCCGCUUCCUGGGUCGAUCCUGGCGCCUUCCAAACAAUCAUUGAAAUGAAGUUGCAGGAAGUUGCACAAACUGGAGAUGUGCGGAAAGCCGGUCACAUCGUCCGCCUGUGUCGCGCAGAGCUUGCUCGCGACCACCGGAUGUCGGGCGAGAGAGACGAACGGGAUUUUCUGAGUUUCUUUCUCUCUGCGCACCAGCGAAGCGUGUGGAACGCAGAUCGCAUGUUUCGCAUCCACAAGCUGCUCGUGCGCGCGCGAGAGAUGACCCUAACCUUUGAGGCAAACCGCGUCUUUGGGAGCUGCGCAGAAGGGCGAGUGACGCCGCGGCGCCUCGCGUCGAGUGUGUGGACACCCUGCUGGCGCGAGGCGCUCAGUCUGCGGCAAAGAGCAGAGGCGCCUGCAGCACAUGCAGGCGGGGAGGGCGAUGCACGCGAUGAAUCAACAGGCGAAGGAGAAAGUAGAGACGAGAGGGGCGAGGAACGGGCGUGGCCAGAGACUGCGGAGCAGUUUCAUCACUCAAUGUCGCGAUGCGGCGUGAAGUGUGACGCUCGACUUCAAGCAGAAAGGGUGCACGAGGCGUACUGGGAAGUUGCUCGCGUAGCGCAGGCGCUUCUGAGUUUCAGACAGCGGCAAGAAGAAAAGCAAAAGACCAACAGCGACAGAAACGCGUGUGAUGGCGGCGCCGACGCCGGGGAAGAUGCGACACAGAAAGACGAAGAGCUCUGGGACCAUGUAGAGGAGGAGUUUUGCUUGUCGGUGCUCCGGCUGUUGAAAGAAGACGUCUCGUCCUCGCCAUUUUCGCGAAAGGCGCGUGAAGCCUUUCCAGCGGUUCUCUUUCUUCUCGCGCGCGCUUCAGAGCCCUCCGCCUCGUGGGCUGUAUCGCCGGCGUCUCCUGCGGUCUCCGCGCGCUCCAGAGCUCCGCGGGUCCACGACGGGAGCGAAGCGGAAGCGAAGAUCACCGAGGGAGAAGAAGCAAAGGACGAAAGGCAGCGCGAGACGAAGAACGUCAAAGGAGAGAGAGAAGAGACCGACGACGACAUGGAAGAGCGCGCACAGGGAGAUCGGCGGUGGGGAGUCGAGGGCCCGCGCGAGGAGAUAAAGGAGGCGCGUGCGGAUUCGGAACAGCUGCGGGGCCAGGGAGCAGCGGGAAGGAGAGAGGGAAAAGACGACACUCGAGAGCGACGCCUCGAGGCGUUUUUUUUUACCUGCCGGCGCCUGCUUUCUCAAGUACCUUGCUGGACGCUCUUGGCCGUGCUGGAGCCUGCGCUCGCUUUCCUCGCGACAGACAAACGGGGCCUCUUCAGAGAGUGUCUUUUUCCCCUCCUGCUGAAGACUGCAUGCGCCUACCCACAGACCGUUGUCUACCCUUUGAUGGCGACAGCGCGCGCGCCUCUCGCGCCUCUGUUUGUUGCCGCCGCCGACCUUCUCCAGCAGCCAGGGCGGAGAGCUGAGCAGCGGCUUCUUCUCCCGUUCCUUUCUCUGCUGCGCUCCGAAGUCGCCAAAGCGAGGCGAGCAGCCGCUGAAGACAAAAACGAGGAAAAGGCGCGACAACACGCGAAGCAAAAGGGGAGGAACGAGACGGCCCGCAGACGUGCCGACGGCGAGGAGGCGACGCUCGCGACAGAGAUGGAGUCUCCGCCGCGUGUUUCCCGAGCGGGUCGCCGUGCGCUGCGCAGCCUCUGGAGGCAGGCGACCGACGACGCCAUUCUCCAGGAGCAUCACGCUCUCCUCGGCGAUCGCAUUGGAACCUUCCACAGGCACUUUGCCGCCAAAAUGAAAGCUUUGGAGAGUUUUCCCCUCGCGCAGCUCCAGCGGUUCUUUUCCAGCUUGCGGCGGGCGGUCGACGAGGCGCAGAGCGCCGUCUUCUCUUCUUUGGAUUCGGCGGAAUCGAAACGGCGACGCCGCGCCGGGGGCGUGUCGGAGCGUCUGCGUGACUUGUGCAUCUGGCUAGAUGAAUACGACGGACACAGCCUCGGCCUCAGCGGUCUCUCCUGGUCGCCCUCGCCGGCGGCCUCGGACCCGGUCGUCACUCCUUCUCCGUCCGCGCUUCUGCACGAUUAUUCUUCGUCCUCCUCGCCUUCUCCAGCUGCCCGCCUGACCCUCGGCGCCUCUCCUCCAGGUUCCUCGUUUGUCGCUCCCCGCGCUCUUCCACCGACUUCGCGAUUCUCCCUCGCGGUGCCGGGGCAGUUCGCAGGCGCGGCAGGCGAGCGGCGAGUCGAGGAGACAGUCUCCGUCGUUAAUUUCCUCCCGGAAGUUUUUGUUCUUCGCUCCAAGCAAAGUCCGUGUCGCCUUUCGAUUCUCGGCUCCAACGGGAAAAUGUUUCGCUUCCUGUGCAAAAGUGGAGAAGAUCUGCGCGUGGACCUCCGAGUCCAGUCUCUCCUUCGAUCUCUCAAAUGCCUGGCUCUCACUUCCCGUCUCGCUCCGGACCUCGCCUCCCCCCCCUCACCUGUCUCCGCUUCGCCGGCUGUCUCUCGCUCCCCUCCGUCCGCUUCUCUCGUCUCUCCUGCCACCGUCUCUCCAUGCGCGGCCUCGCCGUUCUCUCUCUUGCGCACCUACGCCGUCGUCCCGCUCUCGGUUCGCCACGGGCUGCUGGAGUGGAUCUCCUGCACGCGGACACUCAAGCACGUCGUCGAGGCGUUUUCCGCUGCCUUCCUCGCGGCAGAAGGCGACCGAGAAAGGCCGAGCCGGCCUCGCCCGUGUCUCCAACUCGCCGCCGCCUCAAGACGCUUUCGCCGCUUUCUCGACGGCCUUGCGCGCGAUGCUGAGGCGCGAGAGAGCCGCACGCGAGAGACUGCACGCCAACGAGGAGGUCGGGAGACGGAGCGAGGGGAUGCGCCAGGAGAGCGGCCGUUCGGCGAGGAGACGGGACGGAUCCGGAGAACAGCAAAACGGCUGCGAGGCCCAUACGAGAAGCGGACGUGCGAGGAGGAAUCGGACGAGGAGAAGCCGUCAAGCAGAAAGAGGCCGGAACGGGAUGCAGACGGCAAAUGCGACGAGGAUCGCUCGCCACGAAGCGCCAAAGACCGGAACAACACGUCGGAGGCGGAGGCGGCGUCAGCGAAGGACGUGCAGUUACGAGGCAUCCACGGCUCGCCGGACGCCUCCCGAGAAGCGUGCGCGAAAGGCGAUGCAUGCGCGAAUCACGCGCCCCGCGAAAAAACCGAAGAAACCGCGUUUCUCCACGACAGAGAAAAUCCUCAAGACGAGGCGACCCUGGACGCCUCGCCGAUCGCCCAACUGUGGGCUGACGUGUAUCGACAGCCGGCGUCGGUGAUUGAGGCUGUGUUUCUCGACUGCGUGCAGCUCUCAGACACCCCUGCUGGCGCCGGCGUGACCAGUAGGGCGAGGCCUUUUGCGCAGUCUGCUCUGAAGGAUUCCGAACGAUUUCACAGUUUCGUUCCACCUUGCCAUGCGCUCACGGCCUGUCUCGCAGCCCUCGCAGGAACUGCCUCAGAGUUUUUUCUUCUUCGAGGAAAAUUUGCUGCUGGCCUCGCCGCCGGAAGCGCGGCCGGCUACAUCCUUGGCAUCGGCGACCGACACCUGGAAAACUGGCUCCUCGAUUUCAGUUGCGGGGAACUUAUCCAGAUCGACUUCGGGUACGCGUUUGACUCCGCGGUAACGGAUCUUCCGGUCCCCGAUCUGGUUCCGUUCCGUCUCUCCCCUGCGCUGCUCCACGCAGUCGCCCCGCCGGGCGCUGCCUCGUACCUCUUCAACUUCCUCUCGGUCCCCCCGCGAGACAGACGCGGGCACAUCCCGAACUGGACGCCCCUGAACGGAUGCGUCAAAGGCGCGCUCGGAGACUUCGGCGCUGCACUCGCGCAUGCCCUGCGCGAAGUCCGCACAGCCACGUUCGCCCUCGAGGCUCUCGGCACCGUGCUUCUCAGGAACCCUCUUCUAGAAUGGCAUCAAGCGGCGGAAUCGCGCGUUCGGCUGGGCGACGUGCAGAAAAACCCGAAACGCCUUUCUCCUCGCACGAUCGCCCGAGGCGCGAAGCACACGGCCGAUACAGAAGGGACGACGCGAAGCGUCAGUGAGGGACCCGCCGGGGACAGAAAGGAGACGACAGACGAAGCCCCGGCAGCACAUAGAGGACAGAGCGAAGGGAGAGAAGAAAAGGAACGGACAUGCCAGGCAUCUCGUCGACCUCUGAGCGGUACGUUUUCUCUCUCCGGCUCUGUCGAAGCGACUUCUGGAACGCGGUCGAGUCGGGAGAGCCUCGCCGACGCAGCCUGCGAUUUUUCUCUCCAUCGCGGAUGGUUCAAAAACAGCCGACGCGUACCACGGCAUGCGCCCCGUCGUUUGAAGAGCAAAAUGCAUGAGGAGCAUUCGGAAGAAAGCGAGGACGAGAGCGAUGUGGAAACACCAACGCGUGAGAGCCGGGACGGGGCGAGAGUGGAGGACGACAGUGACAACGAGAAGAGGGAGGCGGUUGUUCCUGGCGACCAGGAAACGGAAACCGAAGGAGAGGAACAGGAUGCAGAGGACGCUGGAGAGAGAGGAACAGUUGAGGCAGUCGCGGAGCGCCGCGUUUGGAUCAUGCGGCGAAAACUUCGUGGAGAGCAUCCGUGCGCGAUUCUCCGCGACCAGCUUCGAACCCACGUCCAUGUGUACGUACGCGCCGCAGUGGCAGAUCAAACGUCGCCGCUUUCGGGAAUCCUCUCAGGAGCCGAGCCGCUCCGACCUCGAUUUUUUCUGUCUUUUCCCACGACCCGCGAGCGAGCACAGGCGGCGGAGGAAGGACGUCUCCGCGAGGGCGGCACUCGAAUACCACAGCGCGGAUAUCGAGAUCCAGAAAAACCACAAGAAGCCGGGGACGGGAAAGACCGCCUGAAGGCGCCGACGCCGAGGGAGAGAGAGGCGGAAACAACGACUGGGGAGGCUCAAUCGCACAGUCCGUGUCUUAGUCCAGAAGAACAGGCGGUUUGUCUCCUUGAUCUGGCUGUGGACCCGAAUGUCCUCGGCCGUGCUUGGAGCGGCUCUCUUCCCUUCAUCUAG
This is a messenger RNA of Neospora caninum, 25665 nucleotides long. RefSeq lists its product as hypothetical. The record is from RefSeq and is a predicted model, not a curated record. Gene Ontology annotation, cellular component: nucleus. Lineage: Eukaryota; Apicomplexa; Conoidasida; Eucoccidiorida; Sarcocystidae. Gene Ontology annotation, molecular function: protein serine/threonine kinase activity. Bases 1 to 25665 code for a protein of 8554 amino acids. Gene Ontology annotation, biological process: double-strand break repair; telomere maintenance. The transcript has 22 exons.